Caretta caretta (loggerhead turtle) is the source of this 3519-nucleotide messenger RNA. RefSeq names its product phospholipase A2 group XIIB (gene PLA2G12B). Gene Ontology annotation, cellular component: extracellular region. Gene Ontology annotation, biological process: cholesterol homeostasis; arachidonate secretion; phospholipid metabolic process. Gene Ontology annotation, molecular function: calcium ion binding; A2-type glycerophospholipase activity. The record is from RefSeq and is a predicted model, not a curated record. Lineage: Eukaryota; Metazoa; Chordata; Testudines; Cheloniidae.
UAUUUUUAUAACAAAGAUUUACAGGUGCCCCAAGACCAUUUUAUGGGAGACACCAUAAGAGAUCCUUAGGAAUCCCCCUCUGGUGUAAAGUUGGUCAGACUACUGCCACACCAGCCACUGCAGGAGUCCCAGCAAAAGCAGAAGGAGACUGGUCAUUCAUCUGUUAGAAUGCCGUAAAGUAGCUUUACGAGAGCGUUAGAACCAGGGUGCUAUGGAAGAUGCCCUGACUGCAAAAUUUGGCCUCAUGGAAGGCCCAGUCCCUGGUCUACCUGACCACAAAAGCCUCCACCAGGGACAUUCUUGUUGCUUAGGCACUUGCCCCACUGUCUUAGCAUAGAAAGUCUAGAGGCGGAUACACAAAUCCACACCCCAGUUCCCAAGAAAAGGAAGAUUUAAAAAGAAACAAAAACCCAGGAAAGCUUUUGUGGCCAUCUGUCUAAUGCACUAGCAGAAGGGGUGUUUCACUGAACUCAUGACUAGCUACCAAUCGCUGAUGAAUAGAAGCAUGGUGUGAUAGCAUGCUCCGACAGCGUCAUUUGAAAGAGGGACAGUCUCUUCUACCCCAUCCAAACUGGAUAAGUGCCCCAUGCUGAGGUGUUUGAACCAUUUCAAAGUAUUACACAACUGUCCUCCACUCUCCUGUUUUAUGAGCUGAACUUGGACCGAAUCUCCACUUUGUCUGACCUUUGCACUCUUUAAUUGCUAUGACCUCACUUUGGCUACCACAGCAGUGUUUAAAGUCCAUCAGAGAGGGGAGUAUACAUGCCCUGUACUCGAAACAACCCAGCCCUAUUUCCACCUCACUACAUGUCUGUGCAUUAGAGUUUCAUGAGCCUGGAUUUGUUUGGUCUGACUGCAAGAUGAAGCAAGUUGUCAAGACAGUGGUUCUGUGCCUGGCCCUGAGUCUAGGAAGAUGCAAUGAAGAAGUAACCCCAGACAACUCAGUCAACCAAGCUGCCCCAGAGGAAUCAUCUUCAGCAGACUGGGGCAUUGGGACUAUCCGAGAUGGCUUUGAAACCGUUAAUGGCUAUUUUGACUCUUUUUUAGAGUUGCUAGGAGGAAAAAAUGGGGUUUGUCAGUACAGAUGUAGAUAUGGGAAGGCUCCAAUGCCCAGACCGAACUACAAGCCACAGGAGCCCAAUGGCUGCAGCUCCUACUUCCUUGGUCUCAAGGUACCAGAAAGCCUGGAUUUAGGUAUCCCUGCCAUGACUAAGUGCUGCAACCAGCUGGAUGUUUGUUAUGACACCUGUGGAGCGAACAAAUACCGCUGUGAUGCUAAAUUCCGCUGGUGCCUCCACGCCAUCUGCUCAGAUCUCAAACGGAGCCUUGGUUUUGUCUCCAAGGUUGAAGCUUGUGAAUCUGUAGCAGAUACAGUGUUUAACACUGUCUGGACUCUGGGCUGCCGACCCUUCAUGAACAGCCAAAGAAGCGCCUGCAUUUGUAAUGAGGAAGAAAAAGAGGAACUUUGAAGAGCAGAGACCUCUAGCCAGAGAUGACCUAAUGCAUCCCCUCUCUGAUGCAGCUCUUUAGCAAGCCAUUUUCCAUCAGCCCUCUGAAAUGGAGAAGUUAUAAUAGUAUGGGGCAGGAGGAGCAGAUUUUUGCACUGUGUAUAAUGCAUCAGUUACAGCUUUGGGGUGGAGGGGUGCAGUCAGAGGCAGUGACAGCUACUGCCUACCUCAGAUCCAAUCUAACAGACCCAUCUCUUUCCAGGUGUAUCAUUGUGGGUUAUUUUAAUGCCAAUUUUCUAUUGAAACCAAUUAAGAUGAGCAAACAGAAUGCAAUGCAGACAGUAAUAAGUAGUUUCUGCAGCAGAUGUUAUACACACGUAUAACAACUUCCUCUCUCACUGAUACACCCUGCAAAACAAGUUUUCCCACUAGCCAUCAAAGUUCCAGUCACUAGUUACAUCUUUUAAAUAAAUUAUUCAAAUACAUGAGAUGAGAUGAGCUGAGCUACGAUAUCUGGGGGCAGGGUGGAAAAAUUCUUCCCAUUCUGGGGUUUUGGCUCAGACCCAUUAUUUACACACAUACAAACUACCCCGCUUAUCUGAAAUGUUUAGAGGCUCCCCAAACUGUUCAGAUAACCAAGGAUUUUUGUUUGCUAAGAGAAUGAUUUAUGGCUGGGGACAUGGCCGAGGAUUUUGAGUAGUUCCAAUACACGUGUGCACACAAAGGUAGACUGGGACAAAGACCAUCCACACUAUACACAUAUAGGACUCUGCCCAUAAUUUCCACAGCAGAGGAAUAAGCUUCCCCCCCACCCCCAUUCCAUUCAGCUGUACCUGUUUAUUUUCCUCCUUCAUAAUUUAAAACCAAAGGGAAAAAUUACAUUAGUCUCCAGUAAGCACCUUCAGCAGUGUCCUUUUAAGGGGAGGGGGGAUUUGCAGGAGGCAAAGAGUUGGAUUUGAUGGGACUUUGGGAAAUCUUCAGGCAUCCUUGUAGAAUGGUACUGUACAGGCUAUGUUUGGUAAGGCAGGGCUUGGUUUCACCCCCUCUCCUUUGGGUAGGGACAUGGCUAACUUAAAGAGAUGAACAAUCCCAGCGGAUUUAUUUUUUCAAACAUGUUUAAGAUCUAAAUCUGUUAAAGGAUUCUCUUAUAGACUUUAAAAACUACCCCCACUCCCCCCAGGGAAUUUUGUUGGGGUUUGUUGUUGCUGCUGCAAGGGAGUUUCUACCAAGAUGUUAGAUUUCAGAGUAGCAGCCGCAUUAGUCUGUAUCCGCAAAAAGAAAGAGGAGGACUUGUGGCACCUUAGAGACUAACAAAUUUAUUUGAGCAUAAGCUUUCGAUGAAGUGGGCUGUAGCUCACGAAAGCUUAUGCUCAAAUAAAUUUGUUAGUCUCUAAGGUGCCACGAGUCCUCCUUUUCUUUCUACCAAGAUGUGUGUACCAUACAAGAUAAGUGGAUCUAAAACAUGCCUGUGUGUGUAUAUAUAUAUUAUACUUUACACACACACACACACACUCUCCCCGUCUUCCAUUCACUUUUACACAUUGCACAGUGGAAGUUACAACACUUUGUUUUUUUUGACAGAUUCUGUUUUAGUUAUUUAAAACAGUAAGCAGUAAGUUAUUUAAACUACUGUCCCUGUUUUUGCCAGGCUUAUUGGCCGCACAUUGGAAAGUGUUAUACAUGUGACCUAUAUGGUCUGCCGCAAUGGGAGGCUAUUGUUAGAAAACAUGAGACUAAGGUAAUAAAAAGUGAUAUCACUGAGUUGUGUGGGGAUUCCUCACCUCCCUUUGCAAGGGCCAUUUUUAUCUCAUCAGUGCAAAUUAGAGGUUCCUCUCAGCAGGUGAUAAGCCAUUGGCCAGUGAGUAUUACAGUGCCAAAGUUCAGCCCAGUAGCGAUCAGAAUGUUUCCUGCAGAAAGGGCCUGAUUGUCAGCCCUAGUUUGUCUGGGGUGGAAGGGGUAGGGAGAGUUGUGUGGGAGGAAAUGUUUCUGGUUUCAGACACUGAGAACUUUAUAUUCCAUUGUUAAUUCUAAAUGUCAGUUUAUACGUACAAUUAAAUAUCACUUGCAAAAA